UGGUGGGCCACUAGACUUGGUGGAUUUAUGGGUAGGGGUUAGAUAACUUCUCCAUGGAUGAUACCUAGGCCCAUUCGUGCCAUUAAUGCUAGAAGUGGCAAUGGGCCAAGCAGCCCGGCCCUCCCACCGCUUUAGGCCAGGGCUUGGACCCUAAACAUGGCGAAAGGGCAGGGCCUGGGCUUGAAAUAUAGGCGUGGUAUUCAAGCUGAUCGUGGGCCAAUGAGGAAUGGCCGGCCUGUUCACCCAUUCUAAUCAUCAAGUGGGCCACCAUUGUAAAAAAAAGAAUUUACUUGUGAGCAGUUUCAAUUUGUGAUGCCUUUUAACCCUCACAGACUCCGGCAUUACCCAUGACACAAAUGAAAAGGUAAUAUUAGUUUUUUGUCUACAGUAGUGUCCAUGUUGCCUACACUAGCACGUAAUUCUUUAGCAAAGUACACUGUCCUUGUUAGAAGGUUUCAUAUAAUGCUUAGACAGGUAGUUUCUAUGAUGUGUUGGGGUUUUCAGUUUGUAAAAGUUGGGUCCAUGGUUCAAUGAUCGAAACUGUAGAUAUGAAUGGUGGCCACGAAGGAGUUCGUAUCUUUUUUAGAGCAGAUUCUUGAGGCCUUGAACAAAGGAGAGAUUCCAUCGACGGGUUCUCUAGUUGAGGUUUUCAAUAAGGCGAUUCUUGAGCACUGCUUGGAGUUAUACAAUCAAAGGAUGGAGAGGCUGGGGCUGCCAGUCUCAGUGCCCAUGCUGCGGCAAGCACAUGAUGAAUCAAGAGAAGAAGCAAUGAAAGUCUUCGACGAGCAGCAUUUUGGUCGACAUCAUGCUAAAUGGUUUGUAGAUAAGUUGGAUGAAGAAAUACAGAAGAUAUACAAGAAUUUCAUUCUGGCAAAUGAAUAUCACCAAAGUUAUGUGAGAAACUGUACACGAGGUGUGAGGAUAAAAUGGACCAACUCCAAGUCCUGAGACUUACUUCCAUGGCAAAAUUUAAUGAUGGUUUUUUUCAUUGCAAUCAAAGUUUUGACAAAGAGUGUGUUGGGCCUUCAAAAGCAAGCUAUGAACAACGGAUGACAAAGGUUGGUGUAGGUGACACUUCAGGGGGAGUUAACCAGAUAAGUUUUUCUUUUUCUUUUUGGUAGCAUUUGAGUGUCUGAUUGCCUGCUUGCCUUCUUUCUUUCUUUUUCUUUCUUUCUUUAAUUGUAAUUCUCUGACUGUUUUAGAUCAACAAGGGACGUCCUCGUAUUCAAGCAAGGCUACAUUCCCGCAAAUCCUGAUGUAAGAGAACUAUUUUGGGCAGUCUCAUUAGCCGAGGCAAGUGAGGUUAAGAAAUAGACCAGAAGCUCUUCUUCUAAUUUUAUUUUUAACCUUAAACAGUGGAAUCGUAGUGGUGACUUUUUAUGCUUCAACUAAAAUUUAUAACUGAACCAAAUAGUGUGUAGGGAAUGAAGCAGCCUUAUAAUAGUGGCUGCACCUUGUCUUAUUGUAAAUGCUCUACAGGUUUGGGAAUUUGAUGGGGUUCAUCAACGAUGGCUACCAGUUGCUGAAUUAGCUUUACCAGGAGACGGGGGUGAUAGGGUAUAUGCUGUAGCCCGGGCUCCCAAUAUUGGCAGGUAGUCAUCUUUUUUAAGCAACUAUAGAUAUGAGUGGUUGGUAGUGGGUCCACUUGAAAAUCUUUUCAUACGGGCCCGUAAAAGUAUUGAGAGAGAAUAACCGGGGGGUGGAAUAGCUGGCAGAUGAUACCCAGAUAUUUCAAAAUAGGAAAAGCAUCCAUAUUGGUAUUAUGUCUAAUACCUUUCGAUAUUGCAUCUUAUCUCUUCAAUUUUCUGUAAAGUUUGCACAUAUAGGCAUGUCAAAUUUCUGAACUUGUGGUGUAAGGAGGUUCUUUUUCGAUUAUUGCUUGGGCCUCGAGGAAAGUUUUGGGUU
This is a messenger RNA of Magnolia sinica, 1905 nucleotides long. RefSeq lists its product as uncharacterized. Gene Ontology annotation, molecular function: GTP binding; GTPase activity. Lineage: Eukaryota; Viridiplantae; Streptophyta; Magnoliopsida; Magnoliales; Magnoliaceae. The transcript is spliced from 4 exons. The record is from RefSeq and is a predicted model, not a curated record. The coding region runs from base 553 to 948 and encodes 131 amino acids.